Messenger RNA from Phragmites australis (common reed), 3082 nucleotides. RefSeq lists its product as uncharacterized. The transcript has 8 exons. Gene Ontology annotation, cellular component: cytoplasm. Gene Ontology annotation, molecular function: ATP binding; protein serine/threonine kinase activity. Lineage: Eukaryota; Viridiplantae; Streptophyta; Magnoliopsida; Poales; Poaceae. Gene Ontology annotation, biological process: protein phosphorylation. The record is from RefSeq and is a predicted model, not a curated record. Bases 254 to 2269 code for a protein of 671 amino acids.
CAAUUCCACCAUCACCCACGAGGCCACCACCACUCCACUCCACGGCUCCACCACUCCACGUCUCGGCUUCCUUCCUUCUCCCCCCUCCAGACCUUCACCCGGGCGCUGAAUCUCCAAACGAGAUCGCGCUCCGCAUGUGACGCCGCCUGCGCCGGUCUCCGCCUCCGAUCCAGAGAUAAGUUAACAUUUGGAGAAGAAUAGUUAACAAAUUAAGCACUGGGAUUUCAUUCAUUCUGUCUCUGGCAUUUCAAUAAUGUGGAAGCUCAAUCCCUUUGGGGGAAAAGUACAGAGUGGGUUAGAAGGCCGCACCAUUGAUGUUGGAAAUGUGAAGAUUACAGUACGAAAUGUCAUUGCACAAGGAGGUUUCUCUUGUGUAUAUCUUGCAUGCGACACAGUACAUCCAUCAAAGCUGUACGCAUUGAAGCACAUUAUCUGCAAUGACUCAGAAUCGCUUGACCUUGUCAUGAAGGAGAUCCAGGUGAUGGACCUCCUCAAAGGGCAUCCUAAUGUGGUCACACUGGUCGCCCAUGAUGUUUUCGACAUGGGCCGUACAAAGGAGGCACUGCUUGUGAUGGAGUUCUGUGAGAAGUCCUUGGUGAGCGCAAUGGAGAGUAGAGGCAGUGGUUACUAUGAGGAGGAGAAGGCACUUUUGAUUUUCCGAGAUGUCUGUAAUGCUGUUUUUACUAUGCAUGGACAGUCACCACCAAUUGCACAUAGGGAUAUGAAAGCUGAAAAUGUUCUUCUUGGAUUUGACGGCGCAUGGAAAAUAUGUGAUUUUGGAAGCACAUCAACAAAUCAUAAAUGCUUUAACAAACCAGAAGAGAUGGGCAUUGAGGAAGAUAUCAUAAGGAAACAUACAACCCCAGCCUACAGGCCCCCAGAGAUGUGGGAUCUCUACAGAAGAGAAGUAAUUAGCGAGAAAGUCGACAUUUGGGCCUUGGGGUGCCUUCUCUAUAGAAUAUGCUACUUCAAGUCUGCAUUUGAUGGAGAAUCCAAGUUGCAGGUACUCAAUGGCAAUUAUCGUAUCCCUGAGCAACCCAAGUAUAGCACUGCUGUCACAGGGUUGAUCAAAGAUAUGCUGGAAGCCUCUCCAAAUGCCAGACCAGAUAUCACACAGGUCUGGUUUCGUGUUAAUGAGCUACUGCCGCUUGAGUUACAGAAAAACUUACCUGAUGGACCUUCAUCAGCCAUUUCCAUGAGUUUGCAUGACGAAAAUGCCUACAAAAGAACACAUGUGAUGCCUAGAAGGAACCCUCCUCCGCCUCCGAGAGAGCAAUCUAAUAGUUCCCUGUCUCAUGGAAGCUCAAAGGCAGGAGAUGCACCUCUAGGUGCAUUUUGGGCACAACAUGCACAGGGUUCUCAAGCUGCAGAUAACAGGAAUCCUUUGUUUGAUGAGGAGCCAAUUACACCAUCUCUAUCAUCAAAGCAUAACCAAAGCAGCGUGGACACCAGCAUCAUUAUCCCUGGAGAUAGGCACGGUCAUUCUGGUCAUGUGUCACGAAUAAGUAAAGCGCCAAGUAACUCUGUAUCCAAUAAUGGAUUUACAGGUGUCUCUGACACAAAUUUGUUCAUGGGGACACAAAGUUCUGUGAAAAUUAAAGCACAGCAACCUCAACCCAAGCCAAAAUGUGAGAAAGAAUUCAACAGCUUUGUUGCAGACUUUGACACAAACAAUCUCCACACUGGGACUACUGCAGCUGGUAAGGCAUCUGAACUUGAACAAGAAGUUUCCGGUCUGAAGGAGCAGUUGAAGAAAACCACAUUGGAGAAGGCCGAGAUGACGGCCAAGUACGAAAAGCUGUCUGCAAUCUGCCGAUCUCAGCGCCAGGAGAUUCAAGAGCUGAAACGCACUCUUGCCGAGACGACACCACCUCCAUUGAACAAAGUCAGCUCGAGGACACAAGAGUUUCAGCGAAAGGAAAAGGUCGAAGGAACGGUGUGGGAGCUUGAACAAGGAAUGCUUGCAAGCAACUCUUCAUUACCCAGCUCUGAGGCCAAAACAUGGCAGGCAUUCCCUGAGCCAAAAGCUCAGGCCCGUCCAAAGGUCGAUCAUGCAACCAAUGUAAGGCAAAGCGUAACAAAGAACACAAACUCAGGUCCUUCCCCAGAUGUGUGGGGUUUCAGUGCUGAUAAUUUCAGAACAUCAUCAUCAUCAUCAAGCUCUGCUGCACAGAUCAACAGGACUACUGCUCAGGGGAGUUCCUCCCAGAGGUUCGGCACUGGGGCAGCGAAGAAAGUAGGGCAGCCAUCUGGAUGGGCUGGUUUUUAACUUCACAUCAACAUACGCGGUAACCAUCAUUCUCGUUUCAGACUUGCAGACUGCCCGGUGCUGCCGCUCUUGCGAAUGGACGAGGUCAGUUGUGAUUCAGUGAUUCUUGCCUGCCAUUGGGUGUCCAAAUCGGUUAUCUUCAGUGUGUGCAUAGUUGGUUGAGCCAACUUAGACAUUGAUUUCUGCGACUGUUUGACAUUACCCUGUUAAUAAGUAAAUAUUUACAGCGUUGUACUUAUUUCCGUGCAUGGAAUAUGACCAUGUAAUGACUGCCUGCCCUAGCAGUAUCAAUGGCAAGCUAUACCGUUUCAUGAGCUACUAAUUUCUUGCUGCUACCAUACUGGCCGCUAGAGUACGUUUCAAAGCACAUACUGCAGAAACAUGGACGCCUUUGUUUUGUAUUUUCUGGUUCAAAAUGUCAAAUUAUACUAAAAUGUAUCUUAAUUUGCCUUACCUUCUUUUUACGAGGAAACCUGCGUCGCUGUUGCUUUGCAAUCCUGCAACAUGGACCAACCGGCCGUAGUUUCUUCGCUUUGGAGCGUCACGCAACUAUGGAAUUGGAAGGAAACCGACCCAUGUAACGCAACCACGGAGCAGCAAUCAAACAACAAAGAUCUGAAAAAGUCAUCUCCUGUCACGUACUUCGCCCAGAUAUGCGUGCUAAGGGUGUGUGUGAUUGUAAAAAAAAGCUGCAUUCGUAUAGUUUGGUUGAGUAAAAGUAGAUUGGAGGAGCCGUAUAUUGAGAAGAGUGUUUAGUUGUUUGUAUGAGCGGAUACAGUAAACCUAUGAAUGUGUUUGGUUGUCUGUAUGAGC